UUGCAAAAGGACAUUAUCCGAGCUGCUGAAGCCUUUGCAACCGUAGGGCACAAACAUGUUGAGAUAGGUGAUUCUGUAAUGCCAUUUUUUCUCAUUAACACAAUUUUCAUCUGGAAAUUUAUCAUUGUAAUUGUUUGUCCGGUUUAUGAACUGCAGAAACAAUGUUGUAUAGUUGCAAUUAUGUCAUUUUUUUUUUCUCAAUAAGGGACAACACUGUCUGAGGAUUGUUACAAAUAUGGAGGAGAGAACCAAGCUAGCGAGACAAUUCUAGCCAAAGCAGCAGCUUUAUAUGGUGGUGCACUAAAAGAUGUUGAGAAAGAGCAUGAAGAUUUCAACACAUUUUUAUCUUCACAGAUUAUGGACCCAUUGAGAACAAUGGUUACUGAUGGCACUCUGGAAAAUGCACAAAAUCUUGCUCAACAGUACAACCGCGUGAGACAUGAAGCUGAGACCCUGGCAGCAGAAGUUUCAAAAAGGCAAUCUCGAGUAAGAGGAACUUCCAUUCUUGAAAACACUGCAAAAGUUCAAUCAUCUGAAGCUAAAAUGUAUGAACUCAAAGCAAACAUGACACUGCUAGGAAAGGAAGCUGCCACUGUUCUAGUUGCUGUUGAAUCACAACAACAAAGACAGUCAACUCAGCGCCUUGCUAGUUUGGUGGAGGCAGAAAAAUUGUUCCAUUUAAGACUAGCUGCUAUACUUGAUGAUGUUGAAGCUGAGAUGAUCACUGAAAAGCAGAGAAAAGUGUCUGCUCUUCCUUCUGCUCCAUUCCAUAAAUGCUCUGAGAAAACCUUAUACUUUCUUGCUGAGGUAAGUUAAAUAGAAGAUUGGUGGGGAUCUUUUGGAAGAUAAAAUUUCUAUUCAUAAAAUGGAACAUGUUUCAGGCUA
Molecule: messenger RNA, 885 nt
Organism: Musa acuminata AAA Group (dessert banana)
Lineage: Eukaryota; Viridiplantae; Streptophyta; Magnoliopsida; Zingiberales; Musaceae
Product: SH3 domain-containing protein 3-like
Exons: 5
Coding region: 358-816 (152 amino acids)
Source: RefSeq, a predicted model, not a curated record